Molecule: messenger RNA, 2532 nt
Organism: Hydatigera taeniaeformis
Lineage: Eukaryota; Metazoa; Platyhelminthes; Cestoda; Cyclophyllidea; Taeniidae
Source: the annotation of a GenBank genome assembly
AUGGAUUGUUUUCUUAUUACAGAUCCUGAAUCUGAUAGUUGUUCAGAUGAAAUGAAUUCUUACGUCCCUUCGCGACACUCCGCAGGCAGCAAUAAGCUUGUCCAGAACAAUUGCGGUUCCGGCUGGCGCUCUUUCCGUCCCUUUCGACGACGUCAUCGUCAGCCUAUCUCCGUUGCUUCCGUGUCUGAGAGCUCGACAGCUGUUGAUCCAACUGCACCAGAAGUUACGACUGCAUGUGCUAUGGUUACUCAGUCACGCGUUGGAAUGACGCCAGUGGGCAAGGUGGGGUCUUCCAGUUAUGGCUCUACACCUCCCCAGACGAAUGAUUCGCGCCUGAUUAAAGGCACUGUGAAGGGUGCUGCUUACAUUAAAGGACUACCUACCUCGUCUCCCUCCAUUCCCAUCACCUAUUCACCUCACCGACGUCGUUGUACGCUCAAUUCCGGUAUGGCCAAUGAGUUACGCGUUACUCGGGAGUUUCAGCAUCAUCUCAAUAUGGUCGACUCUACUUUUGACAAUAUGGUCAUUCAGGCCAAUCACAUACUCGGAUUUAUUGGUGGAAUAGCGAUCACCUCUGAAGGGGAUAAUGAUAAGGGUUCUGCUACCGUUUCUCUUUCUGCGCUAGCAAAUCUUCAGUCCAUUAUAGAUGAGCUUAUAGAAACCUGUCAAAAGACCAUGGUGGCGUGGACGGCCUCCAUGGAGUGGUUCCAACGUCGGUUGGCAACAGAGUACGACAAGUCUUCGCGUUUGGAACGAACUGUUGAACAAUUGGCCAAGCAGCAUCGGGCAUUAGAGACGCAGUUCUACUCCAGCUACACAUCUCUUACUAGCAAUCGAACUACCUCUCCACUCUCCUCUGAUCUCCGGGGUCCCUCCUCUGUCGUCUUCCAGCGUGAUGCUACUCGUCGAAUACACUCAUUUAGCAGCUUGGAUGAUGUAUUCUACGACGCCGAGAGCACCGUUUCGUCGCCUCCGAGCCAUGUGGGUGGAGGUGGUUACAGUGGUAGUGGCGUCAACGAUGCAAUGUUGCUACACCCAUCGUUUGCCUCACUUGGCAGCCUCCGCAACGUGGACGAGUCGUCGGGCAGCGAUGAGGACGACCUGGUCACUGCUGCCGUUGAGGAAGGCAUCUUCGCGGUGCCUGGCGGGCGACCUGCUUUUAACUCUACCACCAGGACUCCUUCCACUGCAGCUCGGAUGAAUAGCUCAGGGAAUCGAGGAGGUCAGGAUGAGGACUUGAAUGAGAGAAGAGAUGACGUUAUCAACCAUCCAGAGGGAUUUGCAGUGACCUCCGGACGCCAACGCCGAACCGCCAUACCACCUCGACCGCGCAUCUCUCUAAAUCUUUGGGGUGUGCUGAAAAACUGCAUUGGCAAGGAACUCUCCAGAAUACCUCUUCCGGUGAACUUCAACGAACCGCUUUCCUUUCUGCAACGCGUGACAGAGGACCUGACUUACUCCAAAUGCCUUGAUGAAGCGGCACAGGUGGCGAACAGUGAUCCGGUGGGGCGAAUGGCGUGGAUCGCAGCCUUUUCGGUUUCCUGUUACGCCACUACCGCAGUGCGCAUGAGCAAACCCUUCAACCCCCUUCUCGGCGAAACUUAUGAGUGCGAUCGUUCCGACGACUUUGGCUGGCGAAGCUUCGCUGAGCAGGCAAGUCACGUAAGCCAUCACCCACCUGUCGUUGCUCACUACUGUGAAUCCACUCGCUACGGUUGGAAAUUCUGGCAAGAGUUCACCGUGAACAGCAAAUUUCGUGGCAAAUAUCUUUCACUAAUACCUAAAGGUGGUACGCAUCUUCUCUUCAAGGAUGGUCAACACUACACCUGGUCUAAGGUGACAAUCACAGUGCACAACAUUAUCGUGGGGCGACUGUGGGCUGAAAUUCAUGGCGAGACUGUGAUAAAGAGCCACAACACCAAUUACUCUUGUCGCAUGCGCUACGAGGCACACUCAUAUUUUUCCCGUGAUCCAGAUCGGCAGGUCAGUGGGUUCAUUUACGACCCCUCGGGCACUUUGGUAUACAAGCUGAGCGGCAGAUGGGACAGCCAAGUAGAGGGCUGUGCUGUUUCUCCAGAUGGAACACCCAAGGGCUUGUCCACUGUGCUUCUGGUCAUUGAGCCCCCUCCUCCAAACUCCGAAUCGUGGAUGGGCAACUUACUUAAAGCAGGUUUUCCUCAGAUGUACAAUUUCAACCAGUUUGCCAUUGAGUUGAACGAACCCGAGCAGGGCGUGGCGCCUACUGACUCGCGUCUCAGACCAGAUCAGCGGUUAAUGGAGCUCGGCCGAUGGGACGAGGCGAACACCGAGAAGGAGCGUCUUGAAGUAAAACAGAGACGCAAGCGACGUGCGUGGGAUCUCUUUGAGGCUGGAGAAGGACCACUAGAUCCCGAGUGUGGAUCACCCUACACUCCGGUUUGGUUCUCUUCCACCCAUGACACUUACUUCGAUGAAGACUGUCACGAAUUUAAUGGUACGUAUUGGGUGGCGAAGGCGAAGCAGGACUGGUCAAAGUGCCCCGACAUCUUCUAG